GCUUCUUCACACUGUAAUCGCAGUGAUUACGUGAGCUCUCGAUUAUUUUUUGUUUUGCCGUUCACAAACAGAAACACGAAAGCACUCAGGAGGCGGAUCCGCGCCCCUCCACCGCUCCGCCCCGCGCCUUCAGUUUCGAUUCCUGCCGCGUCCCGUUCGGUGCAGCCGCGUCGAGGCGGAGGGGCGGCCAUGUGCGACCCGGUGGUGUGCAGCUUCCUCACCAAGACCCUGUGCGCUCAGGGCGGGCGGAUGGGGCUCUCGGAACUCCAGCAGCACGUCGGGCUCUCGGCUCGGCAGCUACAGGAGACGCUGCAGGCUGCGGGUCCCGAGCGCUUCUUGCAGCUGACGGGCGACGGGGUAACGCCGGAGGUGCUGGCUCUGACCACCGUGCGAGUCUGUAUGCGCAAGCAGUGCGACGGCUGCCAGCGCCUGCACCUCUGCAAGCCGCACCUCAUGGGCAGGUGCGGUCAGCGCUACAGAGGUUGUAAGUACUCUCAUGAUAUCACCGGUGAUGAGAACAAAAAAGUUCUGAAGACUCAUGAGUUGUCUGGCCUAAGUGAGAGUGAGCUGCGAAUCCUGCUUCUCCAAAAUGACCCUUUCCUCCUUCCUGAUGCCUGCAAAUUGUACAACGACAGGAUUAAUACCUGCAGCCAGCCAAGCAGCUGCAACAAUCUUCAUAUUUGCCGACAUUUUCUCCAUGGUGGGUGUAAAUUUUUUCCAUGCAAGAGGUCCCAUAACCUUUUGGAUUCCCGUGCACUGAGAGCAUUGAAAAAUGGAGGCGUUGAUGAGAAGAUGGCUUCAAACAUCCAGACUAUACUCGAUUAUAAACAUGCGGAUCUCUGCAAGAAGGAAAGACCCAAUUCCCAUCAUCCUUUCUACAAACCAAGGGUGACUUCAGAGGAAAAUCUAACACAUAAAAGUAGCAAAGAACAGAAACCAUCUUUGGAAAUACCUAAGGUAUCCACGGUGCAUGUGCAACUUUCAGAAGAUCCCAGCAGCAAUGAAACUCAUCAGAGCAAGUUUCCCUUGCUAACAGGCACCAGAAGUAAAGUCGAAGAUGAAAAAGAUGAUUCCUCUGCCAACACUUUGAAGGACAAAAAAGAAGAUAAGCGUGAUGAGAUAUGCUUGUUCCAUGUCUGGAAGUACUGCAAACAUAAUGAGAAAUGCAAAUCAGUUCAUUACCAUUUGCCAUAUCGAUGGCAAGUGUAUAAUGGAGUCACCUGGAAUGACCUUUCCAUGAUGGAGGAAAUUGAAAAGGCCUAUUGUGACCCAAAAAACAUCAGUAUAGCAGGUAAAAGUAUAAAUUUCCAGACAAUGACCUGCGCCUCUUCUUUGCUUCGGCGCCUCUCUACACCAUCAUCUGUUGUACAUCCCACAUUUGUACUGACUACAAAGUGGAUUUGGUAUUGGGAGAGUGACCAAGGCCAGUGGACUGAAUAUGGAACACAGGGAGAGCAGGAUACUGUGAAUUCGCCGUCUUCUGACAUACUUGAGAAUUUGUAUCUGGCAGAUCCAGAUACCACUAUACAGUUCAAAGCUGGCUUGUAUUCCUACCAACUCAAUUUUAAAGAAAUGACACAGAUGAACACCUUUACUAGCACAAAAAGACUGGUCCGCAGGCGACCAGAGUUUGUGUCUUAUGAAGAAGUGCAGAAGNGGAAAGGUCAAAGGGAUUCUUCUAUUCCAAAUCAAGCCUGUCCCCCUCACUGGGAUCAAUCUGCACUGCCUGACUUAGGAUACAAGGAAGUGGAGAUCAGUAAUAUAUCCUCUGAAUACAAAGAAAUAAAGCAGCAGUUUGAACAGACUAUGAAAAACUACAUCAUCCUUAAAGUACGCAGGAUUCAGAAUCCAUCCCUCUGGAAGGUGUUUCAGUGGCAAAAGGAGCAGAUGAAGAAGCAAAGUGGAGGGAAGGAGGUAAAGGAAAAGCUUCUGUUCCAUGGAACCAUGAGAUGCGUACUGGAAGACAUCUGCAGUCGCAACUUUGACUGGAGAAUUUGUGGGAGCAAUGGAAAGCUCUAUGGGCAGGGAAGUUACUUUGCUAGAGAUGCUUCCUAUUCUCACACAUACUGCAAGUCUACAGAAAGAUCAACCGUCAUGUUCAUGGCUCGCGUAUUGGUUGGAGAUUAUGCUCAAGGCCAGGCACACUACGUUCGCCCCCCAACAAAGGGUUUUAGUGGGCUUCAGUUUUAUGACAGUUGUGUGGACAACACGGAAAACCCUUCAAUUUUUGUUGUCUUUGAAAAAAAUCAGAUUUACCCAGAGUACCUAAUAGAGUAUACUGAAGUGCAAAAAAAGUGCAUUGUAUCUUAGAGUGAUCGGAGUUGCUUGUAGCCCUCGUGUUAUCUUCUGCACUGCAGAUGUUUACAUGCUUCUUUUUAGUAUGAUACUUUGAGAUAUUAACUCAAGGAAUUUCAGUAUUGAUGACGGUUGGCAAAACAAAUGUUAUAUUUGUUGAAACUAAUUGACUUACCUUUUCCUUUUUUCUCUUCCAAUUGAAGCAUAGAUAUUUGGAUAGCUGCAGUAGAAAAAUAAGAACUGUGGACAGGAAAUAGAAUAUUAGAACUUCCGCAGGUAGAUAAAUGUACGGAUGAAGUGACACUGUGAAAGUCACAGGCUGUUAAGGUAAACUACAAUUUGGUGGUUUGGCUACAGCUGACAGCUGUACGUGUAUAAAGGCUAUGUCACAAUGAGAUAGGCUUUUAAUUUAAUGUGGCCAUUAAUUAUUCUUAAUGUGAACACUUGCUUAGCAAAUGCUAUAGUGUAAGAGAAACAUCUUAAGGAACAUUGAUAUUUUCUGUCCUAUUUGUCUAGGUUAAUCUUCGUUUUUCCCAAAAUAAGAAAGGCCAAUAGUAGAACUGCUAUCCUGAGGCAUUUGGUGUAUGUUUUGUUGCCCACAGCGUGUUUGCAUGAGAAUUCAUUGACAAGCAUAGUUCCUCUCAGUACACUGAGCUAGUGAUCAGGGUAAUCCUGAAUACUGCUUUUCCAGGUCUGUUUUCUGAUAAACUUGCAUUGUCUUCGUCAGCAAAGGGGUGGUUAAGCGCUAUUUUAGGAAGUUACAUGUUUUCAUGUUCUAAAAGAAAAACGUCAUAGUUUCUACUGAAUCUUACUGAUGAGUUUGUAAGUAAAUCUGUAGAAACAUGUCUUAUUCAAGCAGGCCAGCUGUUGAGAGGGAGACGUGCUGAGGCCAAAGUAAUUGUCACUUUCUGAUAAGUUUUACAAUAACAUGAUCCCAGUUAUUUGCAUCUUGGGCAGGAGCCUACCAACCAUGUGUAGUACUUGAUAUCUGAAAGUUACCAAGAGGAUGGGGGAAUAAUGAAAGCUGGGAUAUCUUACUGUGUAGAAAAGACUGCUUUAGAUCUAAAUUAAAAACAAGCCAGUAACAUACUAAGAGGGGAAGUAUGACCUUAAGUUCUCUCACUUUCAUUUUGACUGAACCACGUUUUGCCACGUUUGCAAAUAAAGUGUUUUCAGUCACUCUUCA
Messenger RNA from Coturnix japonica (Japanese quail), 3481 nucleotides. The record is from RefSeq and is a predicted model, not a curated record. NCBI's taxonomy places the organism in Eukaryota, Metazoa, Chordata, Aves, Galliformes, Phasianidae.